Polyodon spathula (Mississippi paddlefish) is the source of this 1072-nucleotide messenger RNA. RefSeq names its product peroxiredoxin 6 (gene prdx6). Gene Ontology annotation, molecular function: peroxiredoxin activity. Gene Ontology annotation, biological process: cell redox homeostasis; cellular oxidant detoxification. The record is from RefSeq and is a predicted model, not a curated record. NCBI's taxonomy places the organism in Eukaryota, Metazoa, Chordata, Actinopteri, Acipenseriformes, Polyodontidae. The transcript is spliced from 5 exons. Bases 85 to 756 code for a protein of 223 amino acids. Gene Ontology annotation, cellular component: cytosol; mitochondrion.
UUGACUCCUAUUGAUUGCUCUGUGUGCCCCAGUCUCCGCGCCUCAGUGUACUUCUGCCUCCCGCUAAAUCGGUUUAACUGCACCAUGCCGGGGAUACUGCUCGGAGACGUGUUCCCCAAUUUCGAGGCUGACACCACCAUCGGGAAGAUACAAUUCCACGACUUUCUCGGCGAUUCGUGGGGUAUCCUGUUCUCUCACCCUCGAGACUUCACCCCGGUGUGCACCACAGAGCUGGGUCGCGCUGCCAGGCUGUCGGGAGAGUUUGCGAGGCGCAGCGUGAAGAUGAUCGCUCUGUCCAUCGACAGUGUGCAGGACCACCUGGCCUGGAGCAAGGACAUUGUCGCUUAUAACGGAGAGGAUCCCGGCUCCACACUGCCUUUCCCUAUCAUUGCCGAUGAGAAGCGGGAGCUGGCGGUCCAGCUGGGAAUGCUGGACCCCGAUGAGAAGGACAAGGACGGCAUUCCGCUGACCGCUCGCUGUGUGUUUGUCAUUGGCCCUGACAAGAAGCUGAAGCUGUCGAUUCUCUACCCUGCCACCACGGGGCGCAAUUUCGACGAGAUCCUGCGCGCGGUGGACUCUCUGCAGCUGACUGCGCAGAAGCGUGUGGCCACGCCCGUGGACUGGAAGCUUGGUGACAGCUGCAUGGUGCUUCCCAAUAUUCCCGAGGACGAGGCCGCCAAGCUGUUUCCUGCCGGCGUUUUCACCAAGGACCUGCCAUCAGGGAAGAAGUACCUGCGAUACACCCCUCAGCCAUGAGGGGGUGUCGGGGCUGCCUUAUGACAGAGCUGGACUCCUGACAACCUGCCAAACUGAGAGAGGGGGGGGGGGGGCGCAGAGAGUACAUCACUACAGAGAGAGUUCAGAUACAUCCCUACAGAGUUCUUCUCCUCCUUCCCAGUCCUUUUCUAGUCUCUCUGUCUCUGGUGCGGACGGUGCAUUCUUGACAAUCAAGCUGAACUCUAUAUUCCUCUUUGCCUUUCCACAGGAUGUACAAUAGGUAGGACUGUCUUGAUAUUUGUUGCUCUGCGAAUGAACAUCAUUUCAGUUUUUUAAUUAAAAUGAGUUGAUUUAA